Messenger RNA from Anolis carolinensis (green anole), 4627 nucleotides. RefSeq names its product cyclin I family member 2 (gene ccni2). Gene Ontology annotation, cellular component: cytoplasm; cyclin-dependent protein kinase holoenzyme complex; nucleus. Lineage: Eukaryota; Metazoa; Chordata; Lepidosauria; Squamata; Anolidae. Gene Ontology annotation, biological process: mitotic cell cycle phase transition; regulation of cyclin-dependent protein serine/threonine kinase activity. Gene Ontology annotation, molecular function: cyclin-dependent protein serine/threonine kinase regulator activity. The transcript is spliced from 6 exons. The record is from RefSeq and is a predicted model, not a curated record. The coding region runs from base 413 to 1276 and encodes 287 amino acids.
AAGUGCUCCAAGGGGAAGAGGCGGAGCGGGGGCGGUCCGAGCCCGCCUUUGGGAGGGACUCCUGUCCCUUGAGGAGGGGCCUUGCUCGCUCGCUUUCUCUCUCUCUCCCGCCCGGAAAAGAUGUUUUCCUCGUUCUUUGGGGGGUCCCCCUGGGUCUAGAAGGCAACGGGGCAGGGAGGUGAAGAGGGGGGCUCCGCUCCAGCAACCGGUGGGAUCUUCUCCACUUUGGCCAAAGGGCAUGAGAGCAGCAGCAGCAGCAACAACAACAAAGGCGCCAAGGGCUCAAUCCCAAUUGUGCAGCGCAGCAGCAGCAGCAGCAGCGGAGUCCUGCAUGCCGCGCCAAGACCGGCCUCGGAGCGAGGAAGGGAGGUAGUGGCUCCUAUCUUUCAAAGAGGCCUAUUCAGUGAAUAUUAUGAAGUGUUCAGGGCUUUCGGAGAGCCAGAAACUUGCCUUGGCACUGGAACAUGCCCUCACAAGAGAAGCAAAGAUUUGGAAGGUGCCAACUGUCCAUGAUUUCACAUUGAAGGGUACAGACAUCUCCCCAUUGUAUUAUGAGAAAGCAGUUUUGUGGAUCAAAGAGUUAAAUGCACUGUUUCAGUUUUCUUCUGAAACAUUUGCAUUGGCUGUCAGCUUGCUCAACCGAUUGCUGGCAACAGUGAAGGCACAGCUAAAAUACCUCAGAUGCAUUGCAAUAGCAUGCCUCAUUCUUGCAGCAAAAAUCAAUGAAGAAGAUGAGAUAAUACCAUCGGUAAAGAAGCUUGCAGUGCUGAGUGGUUGUAAGUGUUCUCCAGCUGAGAUAUUGAGAAUGGAAAGGAUUAUACUUGAUAAACUUCACUGGGAUCUUUACACAGCAACAUCAAUGGAUUUCUUAAACAUCGUUGAUAACACCCAAUUCAUCCACUGUAAAGAGCUUGUUGAUCAGCAGCUCCUGGGGUUUUGGUCACCCAAUGCCGUCUAUAUUUUCAACCCAGCAAACCAAAGCAUCCAAACUCACCUGGAUGGAAGGCUAGCCUGCUGUUCUUCCACAGUGAAAAAGGCAAGGCAAAGUUACUCACAAGGCCAGGGAGGCUGGUCUGGCCUUAGAGGCAAUGCUUAUGAAGAUGACACACAGACUGAUGAAUUUUUUGAUGGAUUCAGGUGCCUGUACAAUGAAGAUGGGAUGCCAGAAACUGGGCAGACCAGUAACAUGGAUGGCCUUGAGGGGCAAGAGGAAGGUAGUAACACUUGUCCACCACUACAGCCUGCCCCUCAGAUUGACUGGCCAAAGUCCGUGUAGUGACAAGGGAUCAGAUGGCCCAAAAAGCUAUCUCUUGUAUUUCAGCGGUUAGCAGAGCUAUUACUAAGAAGCACUGCCUAUUUUGCAACUUGCUAACACUCUGUUUUUUAAGAUACUUCUUGCAUGCCAUUAUGUAUGUUUUAUUUUGGUAUGUUUAUAUCAAUCUCUUGUUACAUCAGGGCAGAAGACACAGAUUAGAGCUAUACAGGGACAAAAACCUCAGGGAUCAACAUUCAAUAGAGUCAUAUGCUAGGGACAUGUAGAAAAUCAGGUGCUUCAUUAUCCCAGGGAAAGGGGGAAUCUUGCUAAGUUUCUCCUUUGAAUUGUUUUCAAUCUGAUAAUAAUUUUACUUUCCUGCAUAUAGGAAGCAACUGGGUAUUAUUAAUGAGCUGUUGAUAAGCUCUAGAGAUGAGUAGCAUUCAUUUCAAGUAACAAGCCAGCUGAGCUUAGCUGCAUAAGCUAAAAUCGUAGACCAGGUAUUUUAAUUGUGGGUUCAGACAUAUAAGACAUAGCAAUGAAAUGUGUCGAUCGCUUGGAGAAAGAUGUUGCUCAAAAUCAGAGAUGGGGAAUAUUGAGUCUUCCAGUUGUUUUCACAAAUUGGUGCUUAUCAACCCUAGCCUGCAUAACCAAUGGUGAUGGAUUAACCAGGACUGAAGUCUAAUAAUCUCUUAGGGCCACAAAUUUGCUGGCCUCAGCUGAAAAUAGUAAUUUAUCUGUGCCACAAAAGUAUCAAGAUUUAGUGAACAAUAUAACUCUUCUACCUGUACUCAUUGCCAAAAGUUAAAUACAUCAACCCUUUUCUUUACACGUCUGCAUGCAACAGCUACUGUUCUUCACUACCAGAUCUCAUUAACACAUCAGAAAUGUGUACUUUGACAAAAGAUGGAUUGCAGAAGGUGUUGUUUCAAGUAUUAUCUUUUAAAAAAUAGGGAAGUAAUUAUAAUGUUACAUUUAUCCAUUUGUUGAGCAGUGCCAAAUAGCCAUGUUUUCUCCCAGCAUUUAAACAAAUUCAUACAACCCUAUGUUAUGUACUGUGCUUGUCUACCCCAAGUUGACAGUUCAAAUUCAAGUGAUCUUAUGAUAAAACAAUCAUAUAAUCCCUGAUAGAUCGGGACACACACCGAGAGAAUCUCUUUAAAGUGCUGUUUUAUAGUGGGGUGCCAAACCCAAUGUGCUCCAUUAGAGCAUGUCUAAAUGUACUCUCUUGGAGGAAAGAAGCCAGGCACACAGCCAGUGGUUUAUGUGUCUCAGCUGUGAAUGAAGAACAAUCAAGAUCAUGCAUCAUUUCUCCAGCUGAGUACAUGACUGCUUGCCUACAGACCUGCUUUGAGGCAGGUGACAUAUGCUUGCUAAUGAGAUGAGCUUCACUAAAAAGGAAUGACUGUUAUCCAGCAGUAAAAACAAAAUAAUCACCAGUUUUAUCCACAGUACAGCUGCUGCAUAAGCGGAGUAGAGAUGAAACAUUUUCUGUAUGUGGCUAUUAAAAUGAGCUGUUAUUUGAGUACUGCCAAUAUUGUUUUCGGAAUUUGUCAGACUGCUGUUCCCACCAACCCCUAGACCACAUACCUGAAGGUUGAGAAGGCCUGCACACCCUCUCCAUUCCUGAUUUAUGCAGCUUCUUAAGUGUACAGAAUUCAGCAUCCCAGGUUUAAAAUAUAAAUAUAUAUUUUAAAAUGUUUCUACCCCUUUGGUCAUAUGCAAAAUGUUAUUUUGAACAACUAAGUAGGGCAUACAUAUUGCCUCCAGUAUUCCUUAAAAUCACUCUAUGAGUUAGGUAAGGCUGAGAUAAGGUUAUCAGUAAGGAUUGCCCAAGUCACCUUCUCCAGCCGAGGCAUCUUAAUGCAGGUUUCUCCACUGGAACUCUCAGAAGUCAAGAAGAUAGGGCUUAAUUAAAUAAAUGGUGCUCAAUGAGCAAAGGGAUGCUUGAUUCUCAUAAUUUAUCAAAAGCUCCUGAUAUGGCACUGUUGUUACUUGAGCAUAUUGUUUUGAUGUUUGCACAUACUCCUAAAUCUAUGAAGGAUCACAUAAUUUGCUAAACAGUUUAAAAUAUUUCCUUGAAGGAAACAAUUCUAGGUAAGUCUGCUUCAGGGUGAGAUAGAGCAAUAGUAACUUAGCUGUACGUGAGGUACUCACAGAAAUGUUACUCACAGAAAUGUUAGAUCAACUGAAUCAUGGGAUUUGUAGUUGGAUGAACAAUCUCCCUCCCAAAGCUCACUUGAUCUAAACAUCAGUAAAAUGAGUACACAGUAGGUUUCAGGCAAAUGCUGGCAUUAUCACAUAGAAAAAACAUUGGUAAAUAAAUGCAAUGAUACGGAUCCACUUUAGAUGUUUUCGGUAAAUCCUUAAAAGGCAAUUGUUUUUCCACUGUGCAGCUGGAAAUACAUUAAAAACAAAUGGCAUAAGAGUCAGAGAUGGCCCAAAACACUGAAUGGCCAAAAUCCUAUUAUUACUUCCCGAUUAUGAAUCCUCAAGAUUGACUUAUGUGCUGGUUCAACUGAAUCAACAGACCCACUUCAGCUGGGAUUAACCAAUAGGAUUACACCCAAAGCAGGAAAAUAAUACACCUCUGGGCACACCUGCACAAAAUGCUAAAAUGUAAUAUACAUAAUCUGCUAUCCAAAGAAUGGUAUCUAAAAUGAUUCCAUUUCCACAUUUUGGUCAUGCUUGGUAUCAAUAGGUAGGGACCUUUCAUAUAGCACAGUAGUCAUGGAAGCUUUAAACAUUCUUCAUACCAGGUUAUUGACUAGUUGGAUGCAGGUAGACUCCAAAUAUGUGAAAUGCAAAAUUGGUUUUGAUUUGCUAGAAGUCAGUUCUCUGCCUGAGAGACUAAGAACAUGUGCCUACUUACCUGACCUUUUUCUGUACACUUUUCCUGUGGUGACCACAUGCCUGGAGGAGGCACCUUUGAGGCAGGGUGAAACAGGCAUUGUAGCAGAGAAAGCCAUGGGGAAACAUCCUCUCCUGCUUCCAAAAGCGCAAACUGUGAAUGUUCUGCAUAGUGUUCAAGAGCCCAAAAGAGCACCUUGCUAGAACAGCAGCAUUUGAAUGCUGCUAAUAUAUAAUAAAUAAGCUAGGGACAUAGGUAUUAAAUUAAACAGCAUACUAUGCAGCCAAAUCUGUGUGAGUCCUCCAUAUGUGUGGAUGUCUCAUUAUUAAGGAAGAACUUGGAACAAAAAUGUUCUCACUCCUGCCUUUCAGCUAUAGGACCAAAAGCACUACUCUUUUUCUGUGAUCACAAUCUGUGACUUUUAUUCUUAAUGUUCGCAAAUCUGUGUUCUUGACUUGUUUUUUUUAAACGUCAACUUUUCACCUCCCCGUUUUGAUAUUAAUAAAAACAAAAUUGCAAUCUUA